Molecule: messenger RNA, 2494 nt
Organism: Homarus americanus (American lobster)
Lineage: Eukaryota; Metazoa; Arthropoda; Malacostraca; Decapoda; Nephropidae
Gene: Mcm5
Product: DNA replication licensing factor Mcm5-like
Exons: 13
Coding region: 157-2352 (731 amino acids)
Biological process (GO): DNA replication; DNA replication initiation; double-strand break repair via break-induced replication
Cellular component (GO): MCM complex; nucleus
Molecular function (GO): 3'-5' DNA helicase activity; single-stranded DNA binding; single-stranded DNA helicase activity
Source: RefSeq, a predicted model, not a curated record
UCAGAAGGGUUGUGGUACAUCAGCAGCGGCCGGACACAGUGCACACACACGCUCAGGGUUUUGGCGGUAAAUUUUUCCCGCCAACAAUAGAGUGUUGUUGUUUAUAGUGAGUGGACGUGUGCAGGACAGUACUUUGAUAACUGAAAUAUUACCACAAUGGAAGGUUUUGAUGAUCCUGGCAUUUUCUUCUCCGACAACUUCUCUUCAGAGGACCAGCAAGAUCAAAGUCAGAUUAAUUUCCAAACUAUAAAGAAGAAGUUUCGGGAGUUUCUUCGUGAAUUUCACGAAGGCAACUUCAACUACAAAUACAGGGACUCGUUGAAACGUCAGUACAACUUGCGACAAUACUGCUUGGAAAUCAGUCUUGAAGAUGUGGCCAGUUUUGAUGAAACCCUUGGAGAUAAACUUAAGAAAAACCCCACAGAACACCUUCCUCUAUUUGAGGAAGCUGCAAAAGAGGUAGCUGAUGAAGUGACUGCUCCUCGACCCCUUGGUGAAGAGAAGGUAGAAGACAUCCAGAUCAUGCUCAGCUCUGCUUCUCAUCAUGUUGAUAUUCGCAAUUUGCAGUCUGAUGAAGUUAGUCGUUUGGUGAAAGUUGCAGGAAUUGUAAUUGCUGCAUCAGGGGUAAAGGCUAAGGCUUUGACACUGACUGUUCAGUGUCGCUCCUGUCAAACUUCUAUCUCUAAUUUACCAGUUAAACCUGGACUUGAAGGAUACCAGCUGCCUAGAAAGUGUAAUACAGAGCAGGCCGGAAGACCAAAAUGCCCUUUAGACCCCUUCUUUAUUGUGCCAGACAAGUGUCAAUGUAUUGACUACCAAGUACUGAAACUUCAGGAAGUUCCUGAAAAUCUGCCACAAGGAGAAAUGCCCCGUCAUCUCCAGCUUUAUGUUGACAGAUCAUUGUGUGAGCGUGUUGUGCCUGGUAAUCGCGUGACUGUUCUUGGUAUAUAUUCAAUCAAGAAAAUAGGGAAGUCAACUAGAGGGCCACGUGACAGGGUUGCUGUAGGUAUCAGAGCUCCAUACUUGAGAGUAGUUGGUAUUCAGGCAGACCUAGAAGGACGAGGAUACACAUCAGGUGUCACCAUAUCUUCGGCAGAAGAGGAAGAAUUCCGCCUCAUUGCACAGUCUGACAAUGUCUAUGAAAGAAUCGCUCGAAGUAUUGCUCCAAGUAUCUAUGGUUCAGAAGAUAUCAAGAAAUCUGUAGCUUGUUUACUAUUUGGUGGUUCACGUAAGCGUCUACCCGAUGGUCUGACACGAAGAGGUGACAUCAAUGUAUUGCUUCUUGGAGAUCCUGGUACGGCGAAGUCUCAGCUGUUAAAGUUUGUUGAACGAGUGGCCCCAAUUGCUGUAUAUACAUCUGGUAAAGGAUCUUCUGCUGCUGGUUUAACUGCCUCUGUUACAAGAGAUCCUGUCUCACGCAAUUUUGUAAUGGAAGGUGGAGCUAUGGUGCUGGCUGAUGGUGGGGUUGUGUGCAUUGAUGAGUUUGACAAGAUGCGUGAGGAUGAUCGUGUUGCUAUUCAUGAAGCUAUGGAACAGCAAACUAUCUCCAUUGCAAAGGCAGGAAUUACCACAACCCUAAAUUCACGCUGUUCAGUGAUGGCUGCUGCUAAUUCAGUAUUUGGCCGAUGGGAUGACAUGAAAGGAGAGGAAAAUAUUGAUUUUAUGCCUACCAUCCUUUCGCGAUUCGAUAUGAUAUUCAUAGUUAAGGAUGAGCAUGAUGAAGCCAGAGAUAUGACCCUGGCCAAACAUGUAAUGAAUGUCCACUUGAAUGCUCUGAAGACUGCAGAAGAAACUCCAGAGGGUGAACUGUCACUCAAAUUUUUGAAGAAAUAUAUCACCUACUGUAGGAGUCACUGUGGCCCAAGACUUUCUGAGGCAGCAGGAGAAAAACUGAAGAACCGCUACAUACUAAUGCGAGGAGGAACUCGUGAAGCAGAGAGCCAGUCAGACAAGAAGCUAGCGAUUCCUAUCACUGUCAGACAACUGGAAGCUAUUGUUCGAAUAGCAGAGUCUAUGGCUAAAAUGCGUCUGGAGCCUUUUGCCUCAGAGAGAGAUGUUGAUGAAGCACUAAGGCUCUUCCAGGUCUCCACUCUUGAUGCUGCAAUGUCAGGAUCUCUUACUGGUGCUGAAGGCUUUACAACCGAGGAGGACCAAGAGAUGAUAUCUCGUAUUGAGAAACAGCUAAAGCGAAGAUUUGCCAUUGGAUCUCAAGUAUCAGAACAUGCCAUUAUCCAAGAUUUUUUGAAACAGAAAUACCCUGAGCGUGCUGUUUACAAGGUGCUGCACUUCAUGAUCCGACGUGGGGAGCUGCAGCACCGCCUUCAACGCAAGAUGUUGUACCGCAUCAAGUAGAUAGCAUUUUAGAUGCUGAAUUGUGUCAUGGCUCAUUAUUUGUACAUGAGAAUUUAAUAACUGUUUGCCCUAUUUUUGCAUAAAGCAUAUUUUUGCUCGGUUAAAUGUUAUCUUUUCCAAAAAAAAAAAAUAUAUAUAUAUA